Messenger RNA from Salarias fasciatus (jewelled blenny), 3887 nucleotides. It is a transcript of the gene kcnk5a, whose product is annotated as potassium channel, subfamily K, member 5a. Gene Ontology annotation, cellular component: plasma membrane. NCBI's taxonomy places the organism in Eukaryota, Metazoa, Chordata, Actinopteri, Blenniiformes, Blenniidae. The record is from RefSeq and is a predicted model, not a curated record. Gene Ontology annotation, biological process: potassium ion transmembrane transport; stabilization of membrane potential. The transcript is spliced from 5 exons. Bases 295 to 1893 code for a protein of 532 amino acids. Gene Ontology annotation, molecular function: outward rectifier potassium channel activity; potassium ion leak channel activity.
GAGACGCUCUCAGCUCCGGUCCGCGCGCCCGCUCCUGCUUUCAGCGGUACUUUGAACCAGGUGUUAUGUCGCGAGCCCGAUGCUGCCAGCCGCCUCGCGCUCUCUUCACUUUUCUCAGCCCUCGCGCGCACGCAGGAGCAACGUUUUGGUGAAUUUACCGAGAAUGAGCCAGGCGUAACUCCGCGUAUUGUUGUUAUCUGCCCCCCUCCUCCUCUCUCUCCCCUGUUUUUUUUUUUUUUUUUUUUUUACUCCCUCCUGUCCCGCGCUCUCUAAGUUAAGUCACUUUACAUAAGUAUGGUAGAUAAAGGCCCCUUGUUGACCUCUGCUAUUAUUUUUUACCUGUCCAUUGGGGCAGCAAUUUUUCAAGUCCUGGAGGAGCCCAAUUGGAAGCUUGCUGCAAAUCAGUACCGAGCUCGGAAGGAUAAAAUACUUGCGGACUAUCCCUGUCUGUCGAAACAUGAUUUGGAAAGAAUAUUAGAGGUGGUGUCGGAUGCUGCAGGCCAGGGAGUCACUAUAACUGGCAACAAGACAUUUAACAACUGGAACUGGCCCAAUGCUGUUAUCUUUGCUGCUACAGUUAUCACUACUAUUGGCUAUGGGAACAUUGCCCCCAAAACAUCACCUGGCCGUGUAUUCUGCAUUUUCUAUGGGCUGUUUGGGGUGCCUUUAUGUCUUACCUGGAUCAGCGAGCUGGGCAAGUUCUUUGGUGGCAGAGCCAAGCACCUGGGCCAGUAUUUAACCAAAAAAGGAUUUUCACUGCGAAAAGCUCAGUUCACCUGCACAGCGAUAUUUCUCCUCUGGGGUGUGCUGGUCCAUUUAGUCCUUCCACCCUUUGUGUUCAUGUCCCAGGAGGGUUGGUCGUACAUAGAAGGCUUAUACUUCUCCUUUGUCACGUUGACUACGAUUGGUUUUGGGGACUUGGUGGCAGGUGUGGAGCCAAAUAAAGAGUAUCCAACUCUGUAUCGUUACUUUGUGGAAGUGUGGAUUUACUUGGGGCUGGCUUGGCUUUCUUUGUUCUUCAACUGGAAAGUGCGAAUGGUGAUUGAAGCCCACAAAGCACUGAAGAAACGCCGAAAGCUACGGAAGCUCUCCCUGGACGAGCUCCGCCACUACAAAGAGUCUAACAAAGCUUCCCUUCGUUUGCCACCCACUCCCAAUGACGUCAACAUUUUCAGCUUCUUGUCCAAGAAGCAGGAAGGCUACAAUGACUUAAUAAAGCAGAUCGGCUCAAAGAAACUUAAUAGAGCCAAUGGAAGUGUUGGAAAAGCUGCCAAUAAAUCCAAAGACAUCAAUCGGUCAAAGAGUUGCAGUGACACUACUGUGUUUAACGGCCACACCAUCCUCAGCUUGGACCGCUCACCACGCCAAAAGAGACGCUAUAGUUUCAGUGAUCGCGUCACUGUUGCCUUUUCAAAGUCCAAGAACUACCUCCUGGGCACAGACAACGGUUUACUGCUAACGGAUGACCAAGUCGAGGGCGACCUGGACCUUGGCCAGGAACCAAUGUUUGAGAACCAACUUGAUAAAGACAUCGACCUUGAGAGCCAAGGAGUCGGGGACUGCGGAACAGGUGGCCGGAGGCCGUGGGACUCAAAGGAGUACCAUUCUCUGACAUUCCCAAACGCCAACAUUACUUUCAUCGAUGAGGAAAACUUUCUGGGCAAUAACUUGGAAGAUCUCGAUGAAGGCGAUGAUGAUGAUGACGACGACGACGACGAUUCCAAGGCGAAGUUGUCGAUCACCACGUGUGAUGAAAAUAUUGAAACAAACUCCAAGGAGGAGCAGGGUUCAGAAUCCGAAGGGUCCGUUUUCACUAGUGACGAUUCAGAACACAGCCACUCCUAUGAGAAACUUGUGGAGGAGUAUGCCAAGGAAGACAACACAGAAUCCUGAGCGUUGUGUUGUUUAAUGUGAAGUCGGCGCAUCAACCAGAUCCUCAGCUGCUGACUUUCCUGGCAUGGAAGUAUACCUAAUGUGAACCAUGUGGAAGGAUAUCAUGAUUAUCCCAUUGCACUUUGAGGGUCUGACAAAUAAGACUGCAAAGCCUAGAUCAAAUUUCAAAAUUUAUUUUCUGUUCAAAAUCUCCAGUGCUUUGACUGACUUAAGGAGUCGAGUUUCCUGUGAACUCUCACCGACCGUACUGCAAAAGCAAUAUAUGAGUAUUUAACAUCUGCUCUAUUUAUGUAUUUUUUAUACAGUUUGAAAACAUAUUGUAAAAUGGAGGAAAAGAUCGAUUCACUGUAAGUGAUUUUUGUUUCUGUUUAUAAGAAUUUCUAUAUGGAAUCUUGUUGGAUUUCAUUGAGUUUUAUCUCUUCUUUUUUUUCACCAUAUUGGUGAUUUUAUAUUUAUUUAAAUGAAGGACAUCGUAGCUGUAAUCCAAGCUACAUGGGCUUAUGUGUUUCCCAAUGCACACAAUGCCAUCAAUUGAGGACCAAACCGGAGUUUGUUCCCGUGCGGAUUGUCCUUUUAAAACCUGAGCCAAUCUCUUACCUUAAAGAAAUGAACAGGGUUAAGGGCCAAUGACUUUUUUUCUUUUGGUAUUUCAGUUGUUUCAUCCUGUGAAGUCCUUGAAAACUCCUGUGCGAGAUUGGCUUUGUUUUGACUCUUACCAGAACUGUGACUGCAGGAGAGAUUAGUGAUGCAUAUCCAACGUCCUCGAACCAACAGACGGUAAACAUAAGUAAGGGCUCGAUGCAGCCAGACUUUCACGUUAAUCUGUACACGACUGUGCCUUUCAGCGGUCUCUGUCAGUACUGUGACAUGCCGACAGCUCUCAGACUACAUCAAGCAUUUCAAACACAUUUUGUCUCGGUUGAUUUGACUCUGCCCGGCACACCAGUUGUCGAACGCGUCGGUGCAUUUUGGUGCUUUACUAAGAAAGCCACCGUUCACAGCAGCGCCAGUCUUACCUUCUGUGUCUUUAGCACCCUCUCACUUGAUAGUAUUUGCUGUGUAAAUAUUGGCUGGACGCCCAUCAGUAGCCACACACUGCCCUGCUGAGGACACGGCCUUGCUACCCAUGUUUGCCUUAGAGUUAGGGGUGGGUGGGCUUACGCCAGCGUGACUGACUGUACCACUUACGACAAGCAUUGAAGGUGAAAUUGUUGCCAAUCGAUACUCUGACGUACGUCGUAGUCACGACUCGGAGUCAGCAGUAUUGGUUUCUGGGUUGCUGUGUUUUGUUUCACACCAACGCACGACUACAGCCUCCCAAGGUGCAAUGCUUUUCAGUUUUUGAGAGGGUCCUGGAGUAUGCUGCAAACCCCUCUGCCUUUUGCACACUUGCACACAAAAACUUGAAACAGUGUUACUUUGAAUGGAAAUCAUAAAACUUGCCGUCUCAUUCUUGCUAAAUGCCGUGAAGUACAAUAGUUGCAAGGCUUUUUUUUUUUUCUUAUGUGACAAAAACCAAACGCACAUUCUGCUCCAUUGUUCUGCCUUACAAAUGACUGCUGCCACGUGAACGGCCUAAAAUCCACUGCAACUCAAAGGACUUGUAGUGCAAUGUAACAUCCAAUUGAAUGUACUUUGCUGUGACUCACUGUAAAGGUGUAAUCAUUGACCAUCGUUUUCCUCCUCCGCGGUGUUUGUCACUGCUGUUUAUGUGAACAGCUGUCCCAUUUUCACAGGUUUUUCCUGGAUGUCAAUGCAACGUUGUUAUGCACUUGUGUCAGACAGAAUUUCAAGCAUGUCUCGGGAUUUUUAACCACGGAAACCGGUUGGACAGGUUCGGACCAUUGUUUUCCUCUUAUAUUGUUGCUCCAUUGUGUAAAAACUCCAGUUUAGUUGAUUGUAUAGUUUUAGUUUUUUUUAUGAAUAAAUUAUUGUUUGUAAAAAAUUUUGUAUCGAAAUUUCAAACAAAACUGUAUAUUUCAUGUAAAAUAAAC